Molecule: messenger RNA, 1683 nt
Organism: Tricharina praecox
Lineage: Eukaryota; Fungi; Ascomycota; Pezizomycetes; Pezizales; Pyronemataceae
Product: Cys/Met metabolism PLP-dependent enzyme-domain-containing protein
Exons: 3
Coding region: 265-1548 (427 amino acids)
Biological process (GO): transsulfuration
Cellular component (GO): cytoplasm
Molecular function (GO): pyridoxal phosphate binding; cystathionine gamma-lyase activity
Source: RefSeq, a predicted model, not a curated record
ACCCACUCCUGCUGCCCACCACCACCUCCACCUCCACAUUUACCUCCACCCCCCCUUCAACUCCGUGCUCACAUAAACUCGGAAGUACAAGUAUCUGCGAGUCCCGCCCACUGCUCCUCGCUAGAAAAUAAUUCCUCAUCUUCUACUCGUUACCACCCCCACUGAGCUCGAGCAUACAACCAUCUGCCUCUGCCAGCUCCACCACUCCGACAAAUCACCCCCACCAACCAACAACAAGCUUUUACUCGUACUAUACAGCUCGAAAUGACUGUCCUGCCUAUCACUCCCCCCUCCGAGACCGAGCCCCGCUUCCAGAAGGACGUUCGUGGAUUUGGAACUCGUGCCGUACAAGCCGGUGCCCCUCACGACCCUGUCACCGGUGCUGUGAUCGAGCCUAUCUCGCUGUCCACCACCUUCGCCCAGACAUCCCUGGGUCGUCCGAUCGGUGAAUAUGAGUACACCCGCAGCUCGAACCCCAACCGUAACAACUUCGAACAUGCCGUUGCUGCCCUUGAGAACGCCCACUAUGCUCUCGCCUUCUCUUCGGGCCUUGCCGCUAUGGCCAUCACGCUCCAAGCCCUCGCUUCCGGCUCGCAUGUGAUCUCGAUCGCGGAUCUGUACGGUGGCACCCAUCGUUACUUUACCAAGAUCGCACACACGCACGGCAUCCGAGUCUCGUUUACCGGCUUGAUCGAGGUCGAUGUGAGACGGCUGCUCGAGGAGAACCCAGACACGAAGCUGGUCUGGAUCGAGACGCCGAGUAACCCCACACUCACUCUGGUCGACAUCCAGGCCGUGGCCGAGGUCGCGCACGAGUACGGUGUUUACGUGGUCGUCGACAACACCUUCCUGAGCCCUUACGUGCAGAAUCCGUUGGACCACGGUGCUGAUGUGGUGCUCCACUCGGUCACCAAGUACAUCAACGGACACAGUGAUGUUCUGAUGGGUGUCACCGCAUUCAACUCGGCUGAAAUCAACGAGCGCAUGAGCUUCCUCCAGAACGCCAUCGGUGCAGUCCCUUCCCCCUUCGACUGCUGGCUCGCCCACCGCGGUCUCAAGACCUUGCACCUGCGCGCCCGUGCUGCGAACGAGAGUGCAACCGCCAUUGCCGCGGCGCUCCAAGCAUCCCCCAACGUUCAGUCCGUCAACUACCCAGGCCUGAGCUCGCACCCCCAGCGCAAGAUCGCCGUCAAGCAGCACCGCAAGGGUAUGGGCGGUGGUAUGCUCAGCUUCCGCAUCAAGGGUGGCCGCCACGCCGCCGAGCGCUUCUGCCAAAUGACCAAGAUCUUCACCCUGGCCGAGAGCUUGGGUGGUGUCGAGAGUCUUUGCGAAGUCCCUGCGGCGAUGACGCACGCCGGUAUCCCUCGAGAGUCCCGCGAGGCUACUGGUAUCUUUGACGACCUGAUCCGCCUGAGUGUGGGCAUCGAGGACACCGACGACCUAGUCGCCGAUAUUGUCCAGGCCGUCGACGCCGCCAUCGAGCUAAGCUCCGAUGAGACAUCCUCGGGCUCUUCUACCCCAUCCGAUGUGGUCGAGUUGGUCGUAUAGAGCGGAGCGGUGUGUGGUGUGUCGUUUGUGGUGUCUGGGGCUUGUGCUUCCGGCUUCAUCCUGGUGUGCAUAGCAUUUGCAUAUAUGUUUUCCCUUUGCUUCUUGAGGUGUAACGUUUGAAAUGCGGGCAAAACU